CGCAGGUCAUGUUUGAGGCCGGAGAGUCUAGACGCGGCGGCAUAGUGAUCAGUGACUACCCGGAGUCCUGCAGGGGCGGGGCGGCACCGACAGCGGGGAUCCCGGGUGAGGGGGAGCCAGGGUGAAGGGGCCCACGAGUGCCGGGAGCCCAGGUGACCGCGCGGGAGCCCAGGUGAGAGGCCAGGAACCCACGUGAGGGGCAGCCCAGAUUGGAGAUGGAUACCUGACAAUCCCAGGGAUCACUUCACGGACAUCAUUUUCUUGGACAAGAUUGUGUAGGGCCCAGGCUGUGUUGGCCCCAGGACUCCUUCAGAAUACAGCUGAGGACGAUGAAUCCUGCGAGCAACGGGGGUACAUCAGAGAGCAUUUUUGACUUGGACUAUGCCUCCUGGGGGAUCCGCUCCACGCUGGUGGUCGCUGGUUUUGUCUUCUACCUGGGCGUCUUUGUGGUCUGCCACCAGCUGUCGUCCUCCCUAAAUGCCACGUACCGUUCUCUGGUGGCCAGAGAGAAGGUCUUCUGGGACCUGGCGGCCACGCGUGCAGUCUUUGGUGUUCAGAGCACGGCUGCAGGCCUGUGGGCCCUGCUGGGGGACCCUGUGCUUCAUGCCGACAAGGCACGUGGCCAGCAGAACUGGUGCUGGUUUCACAUCACAACGGCAACGGGCUUCUUUUUCUUUGAAAAUGUCGCAGUCCACCUGUCCAGCUUGGCCUUCCGAACAUUUGACCUGUUUCUGGUUGUCCACCAUCUCUUUGCCUUUCUCGGGUUUCUCGGCUGCUCAGUCAAUCUCCAAGCUGGCCACUAUCUGGCUAUGACCACGUUGCUCCUGGAGAUGAGCACUCCCUUUACCUGCAUUUCCUGGAUGCUCUUAAAGGCGGGCUGGUCUGAUUCUCUGUUCUGGAAGCUCAACCAGUGGCUGAUGAUUCACAUGUUUCACUGCCGCAUGGUCCUGACCUACCACAUGUGGUGGGUGUGCUUCUGGCAUUGGGAUGGCCUGGUCAGCAGCCUGUAUCUGCCUCAUUUGGCACUCUACCUUGUUGGACUGGCUCUGCUUACACUAAUCAUUAAUCCAUACUGGACCCAUAAGAAGACUCAGCAGCUUCUCAAUCCGGUGGACUGGAACUUUGCACAGCCAGAAGCCAAGAGCAGGCCGGAAGGCAACGGGCAGCUGCUGCGGAAGAAGAGGCCGUAGCUGCUCCAGCCGGGGCUCCCGGGGCUCCUGGGGCUCCCAGGCCCCAGCCGGUUGGCACACGGAUUCUGGGAAGUUUGGUGAAUAGUGGCUUUUGAAUUAAUGAGGCAGUGAAUGUUUUGUUUUUAAUUCUAAGGGAAAUACUAACUUUAUUUCUCAUUAGCAUUAAUUUUGAAGUAGCUACAAAGUCUUUUUAAGAAAUUAUAAUUUUGCGACUGUCCUGACUGGUGCUGUAAGUUGAGCCUCUGGACCAUGUCAGGCAUUUAGGAGAGGAGUCCGUGGCAUCCAGGCACCUGCUGAGGAGGGGGUGGCCUUGUCCGAAUGCUGGAAAUGGCUUCAUAGUGAAGUGCCUCCCGCUGGGGGGGUGGGUCAGCGUUGAUUUUCCAGCCACACACUCACAUGCUGUGUGUCUUAUCAGAAGUCACAUUCUUUUCAGCUGGAGAGAAUUGGGCUAAAAUAGAAAAUAAUAUGACUUGUUGCUUGUUAAAAUUUCCCAUGGUAUGAAAUUCUAGGCUGGGCACAGUGGCUCACACCCAAAGUAAUCUCAGCACUUAUGGAGGCUGAGGCAGGUGGGUCACUUGAGGCCAGCCUGACCAACAUGAUUAAACCCUGCCUCUACUAAAAAUACAAAAGUUAGCUGGGUGUGGUGGUGCGUGCCUACAAUCCCAGCCACUCAGGAGGCUGAGGCAAGAGAAUCGCUUGAACCCAGGAGGCAGAGAUUGCAGUGAGCUGAGAUCAAGCCAUUGCACUUUAGCCUGGGAACAGGGCAAGACUCUCUCAUAAAAAAAAAAAAAAAAAAAAAAAAAAUUCUAAACCUAGGUGUCUGGCAGUGCCAUCUGGUGGCAAAUGGUACAAAGACAUCUCUGAGGGGUAGUGACUCCUGUAGCAGCAGAGACGCCUUGGAGUUUACUUGCCACCAACCAGCGUGUGGGGUGGUUAAGAUGAAAUCUUGCAAGUUUGUUUUUUUUUUUAAUCAUGGAACCUGUUUUAAAAUGAGAAUUUACUAUUCAUACUAUAUUGCUCAUUUGACAAAAUGAGGUAGAUAUUUAGUAAUCAGGUUGUCUGGGUUUUAGAGUUGUUUUUCAUUGAUGGAGUUACCUACAGGCACCCAAUCCACACCCUAAUUUUGUGGUUGGUGUUUCUCGCUAGCUUUGAAGGAAAGUAGUGAUGUCAUUUUCCCCCUGAGCUGCAAGGGUGGACCUGGACCCCUCAGAUGCUCAGCUGCAGGGCCCUGGGGUCCCUCGAAUGGUCCUGCUGCAGCCCCUGGCGAUGAGCGCCUGAUGACAAGUCCCAAGGUACGUUACUGUUUUAUGCCCAGAUAGAAUUUAUACACCAACUGAGCAAUUUUGUUGACAGACAUACAGAAUUGUGUGGGUUUGUUUUUGUUUUUGUUUUAAAUGUGCAAUUAAAAUUCAAAGUUUAUU
This is a messenger RNA of Sapajus apella (tufted capuchin), 2611 nucleotides long. RefSeq names its product CLN8 transmembrane ER and ERGIC protein (gene CLN8). The record is from RefSeq and is a predicted model, not a curated record. The transcript is spliced from 3 exons. NCBI's taxonomy places the organism in Eukaryota, Metazoa, Chordata, Mammalia, Primates, Cebidae. Bases 330 to 1190 code for a protein of 286 amino acids. Gene Ontology annotation, biological process: lipid homeostasis. Gene Ontology annotation, cellular component: membrane; endoplasmic reticulum.